GAAGGUCAGCUGAUCAUUCACUUCAGUGAUUGUCGGGACUCCAGCAGCCUGUCACCGACAUAGAUCGACGCUGUCUCACCGAGUAAUCUACGCUCCCAAAGAUGGCUGACACAAACACACAGAGUCCCCCUCCCCAGCUGGGGCCUGUGCAAUUUUUAAUGAGUAGCAAGCUUGAAACUGCAAUGUGGCUCUCACGUCUCUUCACAGUCUACUGCUCCGUAAUGUUUAUUCUUCCAAUAUUGGGACCCUAUGCAGCAGCUAACUUCUAUCAGCGAGCCUUGUUAGCGAACGCCCUCACCAGUGCCCUUCGCCUGCACCAAAGGCUGCCUCGCUUUCAGCUGAGCAGAGCCUUCCUGGCCCAGGCUCUUCAGGAGGACAGCUGCCAUUACCUGCUGUACUCACUUAUCCUGGUCAACUCCCACCCCAUCACAAUGAGCAUCUUCCCAGUCUUUCUCUUCUCUGUGCUUCAUGCAACUACCUACACAAAGAAAGUACUUGAUUCUGUUGGCCCCAGCAGCCUGAUGUUCAUCAGAAAUCUUCUGGAUAAACUAACAGCCAAUCAGCAAAACAUCCUGAAGUUCAUCGCCUGCAACGAGAUCUUCUUGAUGCCAGCCACUGUUUUCAUGCUCUUCAGUGGCCAGGGGAGUUUGCUGCUGCCUUUCAUUUACUACAGAUUCCUCACUCUCCGCUACACAUCCAGAAGAAACCCAUACUGCCGCACCUUGUUCACAGAGCUGCGAAUUCUUCUGGAGCACUUCAUCAUGAAGCCCGCCUGCCCCGCCUUCUUCAGGAAGAUGUGCCUCAGCAGUAUCGCCUUCAUCAGCCGUCUCGCCCCGACGGGGGUCUGAUUACACGACAUAAAAAACUUUUUUCUUUUAUGUUUUUGUUUUUCCAGCAUUUAGGAUGUGACUUAAACUCUGAUGGGGACAGACAUUGCCAUCAACAGAAGGAACUGUUUUUUGAAUGUCAACUUGACAGUCUGUGCUCCGACUUCUCUGUAUGUUCGAGUACAGUUGAAGAGCAGCCAGUAAUGCACUGAAGUCUCUCGUUGAUAAUUUCUUUUCCCAUCUUCUUAAAUGUGACCUCAUUGAAGCAGUGGACACUCCUCACUCUGUUACGUUCACUGAGCGGAGCACAGCAGACAUCAGCUGUGCUCCGUAUGUAUCGGCUGUUAUUAAUUUUUUUUCUUUUAUGACUUUAUUUAUUCAUGAAAAUUACUUAUUCUAUCUUGAAACAUUAACACUCUUGAGAUUAGUUGCUUAAAUGAAAAUGUGAUUAUGCAUAAUUCUAUGUUCUUUUUUUAAAAAAUAAUGAGCUCUUGCUUGGAUAGAUGGAAGAUGGGGUUUGUUUGAUGUUUCUACAUUGUCCUAUUUCUUUUUUUAUGUGCAAAGCAUCUGAUGCUCUGGUUUGUCUAAAUGCCUAACUUUAAAUGUAUUCUAUCAAUGCCAUUAACUCACUCUUUUAACAACAUGCACAUUCUAUGGAGGUAUGAUGUCAAAAUGAGUGUUGAAUUGAGAAACAAGAUAUCUGCUGUAUUUUAUAGAAUAUUUAAAGGUACCAGACUUUUGCUGUAGGAUUUUUUUUUUUUUGAAAUGAGUCGCACAAUGCACGUCAUGUUUCUGAAUGCAUUCUAACCUUGUUUCUCACUUUGAAUGCUGUUUUGAUGAUCUUUUAUUCAUUUGUGCUAUGUAGCUUCCUUGCUUAAUGCAUGCUAUGAUCUUUUUUUUCAGCCAUGUUUAAUGUGUUCAUUUGCAUACAAACAAACCACAUUUUUAUGAAAAGACAGAAUGAUCUCUUAAUUAAACCAAUAAAUAAAGAAGAAUUAAAAAAAAUAAAGAAUCA
Messenger RNA from Labrus bergylta (ballan wrasse), 1842 nucleotides. RefSeq names its product transmembrane protein 33 (gene tmem33). The record is from RefSeq and is a predicted model, not a curated record. Lineage: Eukaryota; Metazoa; Chordata; Actinopteri; Labriformes; Labridae. Gene Ontology annotation, cellular component: endoplasmic reticulum; membrane. Gene Ontology annotation, biological process: membrane organization; endoplasmic reticulum tubular network organization.